AUGCCUUUCACCGCAAGCGAUCUCUGCAAGAUGGUCUUCGCCGUCAUCCUCCCGCCUCUGGGUGUCUUCCUCGAGCGCGGAUGCGAUUCCAGCUUCCUGCUCAACAUCCUUCUCACCAUCCUCGGCUACAUCCCCGGCAUCGUUCACGCGCUUUACAUUAUCUGCAAAUACUAA
Molecule: messenger RNA, 174 nt
Organism: Parathielavia appendiculata
Lineage: Eukaryota; Fungi; Ascomycota; Sordariomycetes; Sordariales; Chaetomiaceae
Product: UPF0057-domain-containing protein
Exons: 3
Coding region: 1-174 (57 amino acids)
Cellular component (GO): membrane
Source: RefSeq, a predicted model, not a curated record